AUGCUGUCCUGUUUCUGGUUCCUCUCUAAGCGCAUCAGCCCUUUGCAGGUAUCUUUGCGCUGCAUGUGCGGCGGCUCUGCGCUCCGUAGGCGCUGGGCCCCUGGGCGCCCCCCGGAUCCCCUGCUGGUCGCCCCCAGCCGCCCGCUGGCCGCAGCUGCCUCCUCCCGGGACCCUCCCAGAUCCACCACCUCCCGCUCCCGGGUGCGCCAGAACUUCCACCCCGACUCCGAGGCCGCCAUCAACCGCCAGAUCAACCUGGAGCUCUAUGCGUCCUAUGUAUACCUGUCCAUGGCCUAUUAUUUCUCCCGAGAUGACGUGGCUUUGAACAACUUCGCCAGGUACUUCCUUCGCCAGGCCCGGGAGGAGACAGAGCACGCGGAGAAGCUGAUGAGGCUGCAG
This is a messenger RNA of Carlito syrichta (Philippine tarsier), 399 nucleotides long. Its product is annotated as ferritin, mitochondrial-like. The transcript has a single exon. Gene Ontology annotation, cellular component: cytoplasm; mitochondrion. The annotation marks the transcript as partial. The record is from RefSeq and is a predicted model, not a curated record. NCBI's taxonomy places the organism in Eukaryota, Metazoa, Chordata, Mammalia, Primates, Tarsiidae. Gene Ontology annotation, molecular function: ferrous iron binding; ferric iron binding. Gene Ontology annotation, biological process: intracellular iron ion homeostasis; iron ion transport.